AUGGCGUCAUCGGAAGUAUCAUCGCAAGCACCUGCAGUAAAUAUUGAUGAAAUCAACGAAUGCUAUAAUAAGCUGGAUUUGGACUUCAAAAACACAAAAAUUGCUUUUAAAGUGGGCAAAAAAACGAGUGAACUGUUCCGUAGCCUUGUUGUACUUCCUCUUUGUACACUACCGUCAUUAAGGAAAAGAGAACAACUACUGAUGGUUGGAUUGAAAAAAAUAUUUGGUGAAAAAUUGUAUGCGAAACUUUUGAAAUUAACGUUUUUCGGACAAUUUGUUGGCGGUGAAACAGUAAGUGAGGUGCAAGAGACAAUGAAAAGGCUGAAGAAAUAUGGAGUGAAGUCAAUCUUGGAUUACUGUGUUGAGUCGGAUAUUUCUUCGGAUAAAGCCGAAAAGAAAACUGUACAGGGAAUAGACGAAGGUGAAAUCAGAAUUGAGCCAGUAGGAAAUGUUGACAAAGCAACAGUGGAAAAAACACAACAACAUUAUACAGUCCACAAAGAAUUUGGUGAUUGUCGUAAAGAUGUUAGCACCAGGACUUAUUUUUAUGAAAAUGAAGUUCAGUACAAUAAAAACUGCGAUAUUUUUUGUGCCAGUGUAGAUGCAAUAAUUUCGGCAGUCGGCAAUUAUGGAAUUAAUUGCAUCAAAUUAACAGCUCUCGGAAGACCGCAGUUGCUUCUGAAAUUAUCAGAAUUAAUAGUACAGUCGGACAAUUUCUACAACAGAUUGAUUAGAUCAUCGUGGGAGGAUCUUCUGCUUGAUAAAAUCACAAAAGAAGAAUUUUCGAAGAGAAUUGAGGAUCACGGUGUUCAAAUAGAUAAAACCAUGAUACAGAAAUUGUUAAAAACAGUGGAUUGUAACGAGAAUGGCUUUGUUGACUCCUACGAUUGGCGUAAACUUAUCAACGAACACGAACGGGACGAUCACAUGUUUCAGGUGUACAAUAUGAAAACGAAGAAAAUGGAACCGUUAUUGAAUUGUCUAACAGGAACUGAGUCUCAAGAAACAGUCAAUAUAAUGGAUCGUAUCAUGCGAACAAUUGAGUAUGGAAAAAAGUAUAAUUUACGUACAAUGAUUGAUGCUGAGCAAACUUAUUUUCAGUCGGCUAUUUCGAGACUGGCAAUGAUAAUGAUGAGGAAGUACAACAAAGAAAACACUUUAGUUUUUAGCACUUAUCAAGCAUAUUUGAAGAGUUGCUUAAAAAACAUUGAAUUGGAUUUACAUUUGGCUAAACGGGAAGGUUUCCAUUUUGGAUGUAAAGUUGUUCGUGGUGCAUAUGAAGAACAAGAAAGGAAACGUGCUGCUGCUCUAAAUUACGAUGACCCAAUCAAUCCGAAUAUUGAAGCAACAGCAGAGAUGUACAGACAGGUGAUGCAAAGAAUAAUAAAGGAAUAUCAGGAAAGAAGUCCUGAUAGCAUAUCGGUAAUGGCGGCGACACAUAAUGAGCAAAGUAUUAAACAAGUUAUUGAAAUGAUGCGUGAAGCUAAAAUAUCACCUUCCAGUGAAAUCGUCUCUUUUGCUCAGCUUUAUGGAAUGUGUGAUCAGACUUCAUGUUCACUAGGAAAUGCUGGUUAUUCGGUAUAUAAAUAUGUACCUUACGGACCGAUCGAUGAAGUUUUGCCCUAUCUUUCUCGCAGGGCACAAGAAAAUGCUUCUGUCUUGGGUAAGGUUAAAAGGGAGGUCCAUUUAAUAUUCCGAGAAUUGAUAAGAAGGACUGUUACUCUCAAUGGAAGACUCGAUUAA
This is a messenger RNA of Acanthocheilonema viteae, 1743 nucleotides long. NCBI's taxonomy places the organism in Eukaryota, Metazoa, Nematoda, Chromadorea, Rhabditida, Onchocercidae. The record is from the annotation of a GenBank genome assembly.